Molecule: messenger RNA, 940 nt
Organism: Pectinophora gossypiella (pink bollworm)
Lineage: Eukaryota; Metazoa; Arthropoda; Insecta; Lepidoptera; Gelechiidae
Product: calphotin-like
Exons: 2
Coding region: 34-777 (247 amino acids)
Source: RefSeq, a predicted model, not a curated record
AUAGUUUGAAAACGGACUCCAACACAAAUAAUUAUGAAGUACUUCAUUGCUAUUGCUCUGAUCGCCGCCGUGGCGUCGGCGGGCGUCAUCAAGCCUACCGGUGUCGCUGAGAGCCAGCAGAUCCAGGAGAUCCUCGCGGCCAUCAACAGCCCCAGCACCGACCCCGCAACCGCCGCCCUGCUCGAACAGAUGCUGCUCGAAGCCCUCGGCGUUCAGCCCAUUCAAGUCGGACCCGCUAUCGUUGACCAAAUCGGUGUCAGCCCCAUCGUUGUUGAUCAACUUCCAGAGAUCAACCCCUCUCCCGCGAUCAUCGACCCCAGCCCAGCCAUUGUUGACCCUAGCCCCGCCAUUGUUGAUCCUAGCCCCGCCAUCGUCGACCCCACCCCCGCUGUCGUUGUCCCCGUUGCUGCUGAGAGCUCUCCCCUUGUCCAGAUCAUCGUGAACGUGAACGCCGCCAACGCCGGCGGCAACCCCGCCGGAGUCAUCUCCCCCGAGGCCGUCGUUGAGCCCGAGGCCGUCGCUGAGCCCGAGAUCGCUCCUGAGCCCGUCUCCGUCGUGGAGCAGCCCAUCCUCAUCCCCACCCCCGUGGUGCUCCCCCAGCCCGUGGCGCCCGUCGUCGUCCCUGAGCCCGUGAUCGUUGUCGAGGAGCCUUCUCUGCCCGAGCCGGUGAUCGUUGUUGAGCCCUCUCUGCCCGUGGCUCCCACCCCCAUCGGCGUCGGCGAGCCCGUCCUCCCCAUCGGCGUGCAGCCCGUCGUCCUCCCUGAGACCCUCAACUAAAUGAAGUAUUAAUGUCGGACAAUUAAUUUAGAAGAAGGAUAAUUAAUGAAUUAUGUAAAUAAUUUGGUUAAUUGGACUUAAUUCGGAAUCGAGAGAUCUACGGACUUUCUACCAACAUCUUGAAACGUAGCGUCCUAACAAAAUAAUAAAGAUCUAAUCCCUA